Molecule: messenger RNA, 1029 nt
Organism: Plasmodium coatneyi
Lineage: Eukaryota; Apicomplexa; Aconoidasida; Haemosporida; Plasmodiidae
Product: Circumsporozoite protein
Exons: 1
Coding region: 1-1029 (342 amino acids)
Cellular component (GO): cell surface
Source: RefSeq, a predicted model, not a curated record
AUGAAGAACUUCAUUCUCUUGGCCGUUUCUUCCAUCCUGUUGGUGGACUUGUUCCCCACGCACUUCGGACAUAAUGUAGAUCUCUCCAGGGCCAUAAAUUUAAAUGGAGUAAGCUUCAAUAAUGUAGACACCAGUUUACUUGGCGCAGCACAGGUAAGACAAAGUGCUAGCCGAGGCAGAGGACUUGGUGAGAAACCAAAAAAAAAGGCGGAAAAAAAAGAAGAAGAACCAAAAAAGCCAAAUGAAAAUAAGCUGAAGCAACCAGUAGAUGGAGCACGAGAUGGGCCAGCACCAGCAGCAGAUGGAGCAAGAGAUGGACCAGCACCAGCAGCAGAUGGAGCACGAGAUGGACCAGCACCAGCAGCAGAUGGAGCAAGAGAUGGACCAGCACCAGCAGCAGAUGGAGCAAGAGAUGGACCAGCACCAGCAGCAGAUGGAGCAAGAGAUGGACCAGCACCAGCAGCAGAUGGAGCACGAGAUGGACCAGCACCAGCAGCAGAUGGAGCAAGAGAUGGGCCAGCACCACCAGCCGAUGGAGCAAGAGAUGGGCCAGCACCACCAGCAGCAGAUGGAGCACGAGAUGGACCAGCACCACCAGCAGCAGAUGGAGCACGAGAUGGGCCAGCACCACCAGCAGGACAAGGAGGAGGAAAUGCAGCAGGCCAAGCACAAGGAGGAGGAAAUGCCGGAAACAAAAAAGCAGGAGACGCAGCUGGAAACGCAGGAGCAGCAAAAGGACAGGGACAAAAUAAUGAAGGUGCGAAUGUCCCAAAUGAGAAAGUUGUGAAUGAUUACCUACAGAAAAUUAGAUCUACCGUUACCACCGAAUGGACUCCAUGCAGUGUAACCUGUGGAAAUGGUGUAAGACUUAGAAGAAAAGCUCAUGCAGAAAAGAAAAAACCAGAGGACCUUACCAUGGAUGACCUUGACGUGGAAGUUUGUGCAAUGGAUAAGUGCGCUGGCAUAUUUAACUUUGUGAGUAAUUCAUUAGGGCUAGUCAUAUUGUUAGUCCUAGCAUUAUUCAAUUAA